CCCUCUACACCAUUUGAUACAUCAAACACAUAUCUUUCUUAGAUCAGAAUUAUUUGCUACAUAAAGUUUACAGUUCUUUGCUACCAAUUUUGUAAGAACAAACAAUAGUCUUGUGAAGAGUGGAAAAUGGGUUCAACAAGAAAAGCUAUUGUGGCAGUGAGUGUUGGAGUUGUGGAAGCCAUGAAAGACCAGGGGAUCUGUAGGUGGAAUUUUAUCAUAAGAGCGGCACAGCAACAUGCCAAGAACAAUCUGAGGUCGUUUACUCAAGCCAAGAGCCUUUCUUCUUCUACUUCUGCAAUGGUUUCAAACAAAUUGAGAGAUGAGAAAAUGAAGCAGUCAGAGGAGUCUCUUAGGAAAGUCAUGUACUUGAGUUGUUGGGGUCCAUAUUGAAGGCAGUAGUGAUCAGUUGAAGAAGGUGACUAUUAUACGAGUGAGCUAGUGAUGAGUAGUGAGUUCUGAUGGAACUUCGUUGGGUGAAAGAAUGCUCAAGACAUCUCGUGCAAAGCAUGGGAGAUUCUGAACUCUGAAGUCAUAUAGUGGUCGUGCUUUGUGCUUGAAAUUUGUGACAAUUUUAUGUUGAACUUUGCAAAGCGGAUGUAAAUUGGAAAUUGUAAUGAUAAAGUUCUAUAGCAAACAAGAUAUAUAUUUUUACAA
This is a messenger RNA of Quercus robur (English oak), 654 nucleotides long. RefSeq lists its product as uncharacterized. The transcript has a single exon. Lineage: Eukaryota; Viridiplantae; Streptophyta; Magnoliopsida; Fagales; Fagaceae. The record is from RefSeq and is a predicted model, not a curated record. The coding region runs from base 127 to 390 and encodes 87 amino acids.